CAACUUUUUCUUUUCCUUUUUGAUGCAUAUGAGUCUGAAGUGUAUCAUUUUGUUACGAGUCUACAGGGACCUUGGCAACUCAAAUUUGUCUGGUCAUCUGGUGCCUGAGCUUGGGAAACUUGAACAUCUCCAGUAUCUGGAGCUUUACAAAAAUAAGAUUCAAGGGUCAAUUCCAGUUGAGCUUGGUAACUUGAAGAGCUUAAUAAGUUUGGAUCUGUACAACAACAAUAUCUCGGGAACAAUACCUCUAGCAUUGGGAAAAUUGAAAUAUCUUGUCUUCUUGCGUCUUAAUGAUAAUCAGCUAACAGGGCCAAUCCCAAGUACACUUGCUAGUAUAUCUAGCUUGAAAGUUGUGGAUGUCUCAAAUAACUUCUUGUGCGGAACAAUACCUACUACCGGUCCAUUUGAGCACAUCCCCCUAAACAACUUUGAGAAUAAUCCUCGUCUGGAGGGUCCUGAGUUGCAGGGAUUGGCUAGUUAUGAUAAAAACUGCUCAUAAAGAAAUGGGGUAUAGAUGCAGAAUUCGCGACUAUUUACUGUUGUUCUGAAUGAUGCUUUUCUUAAAUAUGUUAAAAGUUGCAUAUCGUGCCUCAAGAAUACCUAGUGCUGUAAGUUUUAACUCAUACUCGUUGCCAGUGUAGGUGGUUGUAUAACUUGUAUCACUAUGAGUGGUAAAAAACCUGUAAAAUUUUCGCACUAUGAUCAAUUCAAACUUUAUUCCGUGUGUAAUUUCAA
Messenger RNA from Olea europaea var. sylvestris, 735 nucleotides. RefSeq names its product leucine-rich repeat protein 1-like. Gene Ontology annotation, molecular function: protein binding. The coding region runs from base 23 to 499 and encodes 158 amino acids. The transcript is spliced from 5 exons. The record is from RefSeq and is a predicted model, not a curated record. NCBI's taxonomy places the organism in Eukaryota, Viridiplantae, Streptophyta, Magnoliopsida, Lamiales, Oleaceae.